AGUCCCACCGCCUAUCCUACGGGGGAGGGUCAUUCCAGGUGUACGUACAGGGCAGCACAGCCAACCCCGCCAUAGUCACGUUCCAUGAUGCCGGACUCGAACACAAAUCCUGUUUCGGAGGUCUAUUCAACUACGAACUGACACAGAAGAUGAUGGAGGACUUCUGUGUGUACCACAUCGACGCCCCUGGCUGUGAGACUGGAGCCGGCGAUCUACUCGGGACCACUUAUCCGUCGGUUGAGGAGUUGGCUGGUGUAGUCCAUAAGGCGGUGGAGCACUUCAGCCUGCCCCGUUUCGUUGCGAUGGGCUCGGGCAUUGGGUGCAAUGUCUUUCUGCAGUACACGCAAGACUACAUCAAAACAAAGGUCAUGGGCAUGAUCCUGUUUUCUCCCGUCAUCACCACAUGCGGAUGGUACGAGUGGAGCUACUACAAGACGUCUCUGCUCCAGGCUCGAACUAGCGGCUAUCACAUGACAUCGCACCUACGGGAUCUGUUCUUGUACCGGUACUUUGGAGAUCGCACCGUGGCUUCUAAUAUGGAUUUGGUACAGAUUUUUGAGGACUAUCUCUCGACCGAAACAAACGUUCGCAACGCCAUUGGGUUGACCGAGUCUUACCUACGACGCCCGGACCAGACAAAGAUAGCCGCGAGCACUUCGUGUCGUACCCUGAUCGUCACCGGAUCCGAUUCUCCUGUGCUGAACGAUGUGGUCUACUCCAAAGGCAAAUUCCCGUCAGAUAAUAGCUCGUGGCAAGAAGUAUCCGCUUGUGGGAGUCUGGUGCACGAAGAGGUGCCGCAGCAGAUAGCCAGUUCACUACGCCUGUUCCUAAUGGGCCUGUCGUACCCCAUUGGCACCCUCUCCAAACUCUCCCAAUUGGGUGUGAAGCAAUGAGCUGGCGAUAGUUGGUUCAUAGACAGCCGCAGGGCAUAGGUGAAGUCCGUCGGGGACGAGGCCAUACGCCGUACACAACUGGUACCAGACCACAGGUGGUGCGCAUGUAGAACGGUGGCGUGUUUGUGAGGUGCUGAGUUGUGGGGCGGGGUUGGGGGUGGUACAUGCCCAUUGGGAGACGCAUGUGAACUCCAUUUCCUAGGCAAUAAGUGAUGGACGGUUUCUUUGUAUACAGAUUAGACCAGAUCGCGUUGGUAUGGCUUCAUGCGCAGCCAGCCGUGUGUGAUGAUGAGAUAGGCAGGCAUACACGGAGCGGUGUAUAUGUGUGGAUAUGCGCUGUGCAUAUAUGUGCAGGCACCCGCGCAUACGGGGUUCAGAUAUAUCCGAAGCGCCACGUCUGGAACGGCCCAAACUCCGUGAACGGGGUCAUAUGUCUUGCCCUUUUCUCAAGCUCUUCUCCUGAGUGACUCGGCUUGGCUUGUCCACAUGUCCGCUUGCUGUGUUGAACAACCGCAUCACCUCUCAGUGGAGACAGGACCACUUAUGUAUAUGACGGGUUCCUAGUCUGGCGGAUCUUGGGCUACGGUGCUUCAAUGCUUUACGGGUCUAAUAUAAACCCCGUAUGUCUCCUGGACAGAGCUGUGCCUGUGGCCCGAUACACCAAUCCUGUAGCCCAAAAAUACAAUCCUGUAGCCCUAAAGACCAAUCCUGUAGCCCAGAACCAGCCUAGCCGUACUUUCGAUGCACAUGUCAUGAAAGCGAGUCUUAUCCCUGUGUGAUUUGAACCAUUCGCCAGUGUGUGUGUAACAUACUCGCGAAGCCAUAAGCGCAUACAAGUACAAACGUACAAGCGCGUUUUAUCUCAGGCUCGACUGUUCGACUGUCUCUGUUUGGUGCGCCGUACGUGAAGUGCGGAUGAGGGGCAGACCUCGGUUCUAUGCUGCCACAGCCACGUGAUAUACUAAACCGCCUACUGUUGGUUGCAAACACGCACGGUGAUAGAAUAGUUCGUUUAGACUUCGUUUAUAUUGGUAAACAGAUUCUUUAGGAAUGUAUCAUAAUCAAACUGAGGAUUAAAAGCACGAUAAUGAGUUGA
Sphaeroforma arctica JP610 is the source of this 1989-nucleotide messenger RNA. RefSeq lists its product as hypothetical. The annotation marks the transcript as partial. The transcript is spliced from 8 exons. The record is from RefSeq and is a predicted model, not a curated record. Gene Ontology annotation, cellular component: cytoplasm. Gene Ontology annotation, biological process: signal transduction. Lineage: Eukaryota; Ichthyosporea; Ichthyophonida.